This is a messenger RNA of Aureococcus anophagefferens, 1170 nucleotides long. RefSeq lists its product as hypothetical. The coding region runs from base 1 to 1170 and encodes 389 amino acids. The record is from RefSeq and is a predicted model, not a curated record. Gene Ontology annotation, cellular component: mRNA cleavage and polyadenylation specificity factor complex. The transcript has a single exon. Lineage: Eukaryota; Pelagophyceae; Pelagomonadales; Pelagomonadaceae. Gene Ontology annotation, molecular function: protein binding.
AUGCCGACGCCGCGGAGCGGCUGCGACGUGCCGCGGCGCCUCGUCUGCGACACGAUCGCGCACCAGUCGCUGAACAAGGUGCGCUUCCCCGUGAACGCGCUGAGCUGGGCGCGCGACGGCCGGCGGGCGGUGACGGCGAACCAGAACGGCGAGUUCACGCUGUGGAACGGCCAGGCCUUCAACUUCGAGGGCCUCAUCGCCGCGCACAACACGGCCGUGCGGUCCCUGGCCUGGAGCCGGUCCGGCACGACGAUGAUCUCCGGCGACACGAAGGGCGCGAUCAAGUACUGGGAGAGCACGAUGACGCCGAUGAAGGAGAUUUUAGGCACGCACCAGGGCCAGGCCGUGCGCGGCCUGGACUUCGCGCCGUCCGACGCCAAGUUCUGCUCCUGCGCGGACGACGGCACGGUGCGCAUCUGGGACUGGGAGCUCUUCCAGGAGGAGCGGAUCCUCGCGGGCCACGGCUGGGACGUGAAGACGUGCGCCUGGCACCCGUCCUACCAGCUCAUCGCGUCGGGCUCCAAGGACAACCAGGUGAAGAUGUGGGACCCGCGGAAGCGGUCCUGCGUCGCGACCUUGUACGGCCACAAGCACACGGUCAUGAAGGUGCUCUGGAACGCCGUCGACGCGAACUGGCUUUUGACGGCGUCGCGCGACCACACGCUCAAGCUCUACGACAUCCGCGUGCUCAAGAACGCGGAGACCUUCAAGGGCCACAACCGCGAGGUCACGUCCAUCGCCUGGCACCCCUUCAACCGCCGCGUCUUCUGCAGCGGCGCGUACGACGGCCGCGUGAACCACUGGCUCGUCGGCUGCGACGCGCCGCUCCACUCGCACUACGCGCACGAGCAGGCCAUCUGGGACAUGGACUUCCACCCCGUGGGCCACGUCCUCGCGACGGCGUCCAACGACCACCGCGUCAAGUUCUGGGUCCGGGCCCGGCCGGGCGACGACGUCGAGCGCGACCUCGACGGCGCGCAGAAAACACUCGUCCAGGACCGCGCGGACUCGAUCGGCUACGUCCCGCCGGCCGUCGACGAGGAGCAGCUCGCCCUCGACAACGCGCCGCGCGGCUUCAACCCGGGCUUCGAGACCGGCGGCGGCCGCUACGGCCCGGACGCGCGCUUCGGCGGCGGCGGCGGCCGGCCCGGCGGCGGCGGGUUCUCCUAA